AUGCAGAACUUCAAAGCAAUUGCAUUGUUCACUCUCUUUCUUCAUGGCUUUUCAGUAUACGCCAAUCCGCUGCUGGACAGCAAUCUUGACGUACCUUUGAGACUACGCAGACUAGAUCGACCACUCAUUCAACGACGCACUUCAAUCGACUUCCUAUCCCACGAAAAUGCCUCAGAUAUUAAGACAGAAAUCAUAACAAUCCCUGCUGAGAGACUUCUCGCGCGAGCAGAUUCCACUUCCGUGCCAACCUUUGACGAAACAGCAUUCAAUCAAAGCGUCACAACUGCAUGCGCCAAUGCCGUCAACAGCUAUGCAGAGGCAAUCAAUCCCAGCGGCCUCGUUGCAUGCUACAAUAUUGCUUCCUUCGAUAACGCCACGGGCAUCUUUCAGACUGAUGUACGCCUGUAUCAGAAAUCGGCUGCCACGGGCUCCUUUGGAGGGUUGAUUCCUUCUGAUCUUUCCAUGUCGUUUUCGAUUGCGCAGGCGACGCUUUCGAAUCCGAUGCUUGUGAGUACGAAUGGGUCUAUCACCGCUAGUACGGCUGCAAGCGGUCAGUUUGUGAUGGGAUUUCAGAAUAUUGGACAGUUGAGUACGAGUUUGACGUUUUCGAAACUCAGCGUUGACGAUCUCCGUAUCCUCAUGAUCCCAUCAAUUUCUCUUGGUGCAGACUCUCAAACUGGGGGUACCGUCAACACAUCCCUUUCAUCCGACACACUCUCCUAUGUAGCCGGUGAACUCGUACAAGCCAACGGCACACCGACAAAUAUUACCACUCCGCAAGCAGCCAGUCUCGCAAGCCCGAUAGUGGCUGCUGCAUCAGUAUUUGUUCUGCCAGGGACGCAUAUCAAAAUUGCUCCCGUGGGGCUGAUUAUUACAUGUAUCUGGACGGGAUUGUUGCUUUUGGCUGUCGGUGGAGGCACUAUUGGACGCUAUCAGUUCAGGGUUCAUUACAGGCAGCGAGUUCAGCGUGCAUUGGUUAACCAGAGCAUUCCUUACUAG
Molecule: messenger RNA, 999 nt
Organism: Talaromyces amestolkiae
Lineage: Eukaryota; Fungi; Ascomycota; Eurotiomycetes; Eurotiales; Trichocomaceae
Exons: 2
Coding region: 1-999 (332 amino acids)
Source: RefSeq, a predicted model, not a curated record